Messenger RNA from Ixodes scapularis (black-legged tick), 5574 nucleotides. It is a transcript of the gene vap, whose product is annotated as ras GTPase-activating protein 1. Gene Ontology annotation, biological process: regulation of GTPase activity. Bases 1 to 2973 code for a protein of 990 amino acids. Lineage: Eukaryota; Metazoa; Arthropoda; Arachnida; Ixodida; Ixodidae. Gene Ontology annotation, molecular function: protein binding. The record is from RefSeq and is a predicted model, not a curated record. The transcript has 26 exons.
AUGAGGGACUUUCACAUAAUUUUCGUUCCUUCGGCGACAACCGUGGCUUCGUAUGUUGUGCCGAGUCAACCGCGUUCGGACGAUCGUAGUCGGGGGCGCGACGGAGCGCGCAAAAUCGCCGGCGACGAUGAUGAAGGCGACCUCGGAGCUGCUGUAAACAAGCGAGCGUCCGCAAAAAUGGCAGCGGAACUAGACUUCGAGCAUCCUCGACAUCGAAAACAUCUGAAAGGAAAUGCGGCGAGCCAGCAGGAUGACGAACGGGAGGCGGCCUUCCACGACGAGUACGACCCCUUCGCUGGAGACGGAGACUUGAUAGAAGAUGACGGUAGCAUCUCGUUGACAGCUCCACCACAAUCCCAGUGGUACCAUGGCCGACUUGACCGUUACACUGCGGAACAGCGCCUGCAAUCCGCGGGCGGUCUGGGUCGGUACCUGCUCCGAGAGAGCGACCGCAAGCCCGGUUCCUACGUCCUCUCCUACCUGGGGCACACCGGCAUCAAUCACUUCAGGAUUACUGCCGUGUGCGGGGAUUACUACAUCGGCGGCCGUCAGUUCGAUUCCCUGUCGGACCUUAUUGGAUACUACACUGGCUGGUCAGACCUGCUCAAGAAAGAGCGCCUGCUUCAACCCGUCUGCCCUCCCGAGCCGGUCAACGACAAAAAGCGGGCCAUCGCUGUUCUGCCGUACGUCAAGAUGGCGGACACAGACGAACUUAGUUUUCAGAAGGGAGACAUCUUUGUUGUCCACAACGAUAUGGGUGACGGCUGGCUGUGGUGCACCCUUCACCGCACCCAAGAGAGCGGGCUCGUCUUCAGGGAGCUGCUGGAAGAACUGGACGAUGACGUGGACCCAAACGAAAUCUACCCGUGGUUCCACGCCGACAUGUCUAAGGAGGCAGCGGUUGAAGAGCUAGCCAAGAUGGGCCCUGGCAGUUUCCUGGUGCGCCCGAGCGACAACUCUCCCGGCAACUUUUCCCUCUUCUUCCACAUCAACAACACCAUUCAGAGGUUCCGCAUCGAGCGCAAGGGAAACCGCUACGUCAUGGGUGGGCGCUCUUUCGACAGCUUGGAGGCUGUGGUGAGCCGCUACAAAGUGGAACAGAUUGUUGAAGGACACGUGCUGGGGGACCCUGUGCUCAAGGCUCCCUACGAGACACGGCACUCGAGCCGUGCGGAAGAGUUGCAGCAUCGGUCAAGGGACAUCUAUGCGACACUGCGGGAGAGCCGGGAAACUGGCAUGGCCAAGCGAAGCAAGGGCGUCUGCAUGCAGGGCUACCUCAGCAAAAAGAGCCUGGGAAACAAGAAAUGGAAGAACCUCUAUUUUGUCCUCAAUGCCAAAGAACUUCACUUGUACUUUUUUGACAACCCAAGGAGAACCAAACCAAAAGGACUGAUUGACCUGAGUUACUCAUACCUCUACAUGGUUCACGACAGCCUGCUAGAAAGGCCCAACUGCUUUCAGAUUGUGGAGCGGGCAUUGCCCUGCCUCAGCACCGUCUACUACCUCUGCGCCAGCUCCUCGGAUUUGGUCCGGGAGUGGAUGGCAGCCGUCGGACCGCUCUGCAUUCCCCAACUGGCACGUGGCGCCGCCGGCAUGGGGAGUCCUCCGCCGGCGGCUACACAAGUGCGUUCGCUCAGCCUCACCCUGCUCGAGGCACACCGACUGCCCGUGCGGCUUGCACCACACCCUUUCUGCAUCAUCUCACUCAACCAGGUCAAGGUGUGCAGAACACAAGUCAAGUGCCCUCCUGACCCCAUCUGGGAGGAGGACUUUCUGCUCGAGGACCUUCCGUCAGACGUCACAUCUUUCACCAUUACUCUUUACACUAAAGGGAAAAGGUCUAAAGACAUGGAAAUGGCGGAAGUCACGGUAGAGCUGGAUAGCCUGGUGAACUGCGAGGAGAUGGAAGAGUGGUUCUCCCUGGGGGGGCUGACUCCUCCCAUCAGGGAGGACUGGGGCUCACUGCGGAUGCGCAUCCGCUACGUCCACGAAGUCAUCAUGCCCCUCUCGGAGUACACCACCUUCAAGGAGCUCGUGGUGGACGACGAGCUCCACCUGGUGAGCGUGCUGGCUGACCUCUGCCACAAGGACCGGAUGCCCCUGGCCAGCGCCAUGUUGCGGGUCUUCCGCAGCGAGCGGAAGGAGGCACUUCUGCUCAGAGAGAUGAACGACAGAGAGAUCGACCGCGAGGAGGAGACAUCAACGUUGUUUCGGAUGACGUCGCUCACGACGACGCUGAUGGACCACUACAUGCGCUCGACGGGCCACGAGUUUCUGCGGCACACGGUCCAUGACUCCAUCCUGAGGGUCAUGGACGGACGGCAGUCGUGUGAGCUCAACCCCAGCAAGCUGGACAGUCCGUCGGAAGCAUGUGCCAACGCUGAGCACCUCUUGUCCGUCUUGGACAGUGUGGUGGAGUCCAUCUUCUCUGCUGUCGACCACUGUCCCAAGAUGUUAAGGUACAUCUGCCACUGCCUCCAAAAGAAGGUGGCUGCCAAGUGGCCCCACGACACGCUUGUCAAGACCAGAGUUGUCAGUGGUUUCAUCUUUCUGAGACUCCUGUGUCCUGCCAUUUUGAAUCCGAGACAGUUCAACCUAAUCACUGAUACGCCAUCGGAAACUGCGUCUCGCAGUCUGAUUCUAGUGGCCAAAUGUUUGCAGAACCUGGCAAACCUGGUGGAAUUUGGUGCCAAGGAGCCAUGGAUGGAGGUUGUUAACCCGUUCAUUUUGAAGAACAAGAACCGCAUGAUGCGCUUUCUGGACGAAAUUGCCAACAUUCCAGAAGAGCCGGAACCAGACGAGGCGAUUGUGGGCGAUCCUGCGCGUGACCUGGCAACACUGCAUCACAUUUGUGCAGUGCACAAGGAGGACCUGCUUUCUCACAGCAACGAAAUGCCGAUUCUGAAAAAGGUGGCUACGAUUACAGACAUGCUGUCGAAGCACCGGCAACACUACAUGGAUACAGCGAGGUAGCCCCGGAUACGUCACUGCCUCGCCCCCGUUCUGAGCCUUCGAGCGUCGUCCGCUGAGGGUUCAAUAACUUCCCUGGGGCUCGAUAAGACCUUAUACUUUGGCGUCGGCUACAGCGCUGCAGUAGUCUAUUCCGGCUUUGACAGCCAAUUGGAAGCAAGCAUCCCGGUUGUAGCGAAGUUGGUUUGGUUUCGUAUGCAAUGGAAGCGAAAAUUCAUUCAUUUUGCAUGGUAUGUGGAACAAGGGCGAAGUGAGGGAUCACUUCAAGAGCCGUGGAUAUACUUUAACCGUGCAAGAUUAUUUGCAAGAAGGAAAAAAAGAAAAGCUGGAAAAUGUUUUUUUUUUUUUAUUGAGUCAGUUCAGCAGUGAAUAAUGGGAGUUCUCAUUCAUGUCUUCUCUCACGUGCAUUGUGUUGCGCAUCGUGUAAAGUGACCUGACCUGUGAGGUCACUCCUUUGGGAUUUGCGAAGAAAAAGAAAAGGUGAGAUUGAGUCAACAGUGGUUUAGUAUGAAUAGAGUUUGAGGCUUCCAAAUGCUGCACUGCUUCGAGAUUCGUGGAGUGCCAUCGGAUAGCCAUGCCGGCAUCACAUGCUUCCAAACGACUUCUUCCAUUGUAUCCUAUUCGUGUCUCUACCCCGGUUUUCGACCCUGCUUCUCGACGGCGUUCUUGCGUCAUGUCGUGCAGGAUACAUUGCGCGACAAAAGAGCCGUCCGUCGCAAGGUCAGCUCGUCGAGUUCGGCGGAGCAACGUAUACUAGUUUUUAAACCACCGUUUUGGACGUGCAUCUAGUUGAGCACUGGGAAAGCUUUGAAAGCACGCUACCACAAUCCGUCACCUCGUGGUUUCAGUCCGGAAUAUUCACAGCCUUUUCGUUCCCUUCCUCGCAAACUGCUUCGCAAUUUCGGGCAUUCUCAAGAUGGGCUAGAAAGUGCACCCUUUUUUUUUGUAUUACCUCUAAUUCUUGCAAGAAAAGAUCUGUAAGGGCAUUGGCCUUUUUUUUUUUUUUUUUUUCUUCUUCUUUUUGAGGGUGGGAGGAGGGGGGGGGGAAGGGAGGGAAGGGUAGUUGGGUCAGUACUUCGAAGAAAAUUCAUAUAAUUGGCGAAGUUGUCGACGUGGACGUCGUCAGACGUAGCGAGCCAAAGUAGACAUUUUUUUCGUUGUUUUUGUGUGUGUACAAGCUAAAUCACAUCUGCAGCCACUGACGGUGAGGACGGCAGGGGAGAGUUUCGGUCGUCCCAUCUCUAGCGCGAGCAUCCUACCUCCGACGACUCAUCGUCUCGUUCACCUCGGGUGCACGCACGCACGCAGCCAAAGCACCGUGGAAGGCAUGCAGCAGGGCGGCUGGGGGCCAGGCAUUUCAAAGGCACGCCUUGCCUUUCCCAUUCUGUCAGCGACUAUGUGGAGAGCAAGUUCGUCCGCUUCUUGCGCAGGAGUUGCGGUGAUGUCGGAACGGCGCCGAGUUUUGAUGAAUGGAAGGAUAGUGGAUAGACCUCGGUGCUAGAUGCCUCGAGGUCUACCCACUAUUUUUUUCAGCAUCCUGACAUCAUUUCAACCCAUUGUGCAAGAAGCAGACAAACUUGCGCUCCGCAUAGCAUCGGAAGUGGCCAAGAUGGAAUCUCAGUAAGAGUACAAAACGUGCCUGGAACGUCGCAAUUACCGUUUGUCGCGUCUACGCACGCUUCUGUUGUACGUCGCAGGCGUGCCGUUUCGUUGAGAUUAACCCGUCUUGCUCGAUGUUUUCUGGGUACUUCUAGCUGUUGUGUUCAUUCCUGUGUGAGCAGCGUGCAACUUUUUGCUUAAAAAGAUGAAGAAAAAAGCGCUCAUUCUUGUGCACUUUCUGCUGUGAUAAAAAGGCCCUGCAAACUUGUUCUUUAUGUCGUCAUGGUUCCGAUGAAAUUGGGCUUCUAUAACAAUUUUUUCAGCUUAGUGUUGUGUUCGUGCAAUCAGCCAAACCACUAGAAGUUUUUAUAAACCAAGAUUUAAAGGGAUCUUGUGAAUGAUGUUGGCUAUAGGUAGUAGAUGAAGCAACGACUUCGCCGAUAGUAAUUAUCUGCCUCUGGUACCAUAUUGCUUGCAGCAUGCUUUGUCCUCUGCGAAUAUAAUUUUCUUGCACUUCCCUCUUUUGCUCAAAAGGUAGCGUAGCGUACGACAGGCAUGGAGAUGACAGACGAGCAAAUGCCAGUUUUAAUAUGAGGAAUAUCGUCGGAGGAAUUGUAUGUGUGUCAAAGUGAAAAAGCAGUCCGUUGUUCAGCAGCACUAAGGCUUUGUGCUUUUUUUUUCUUUUACUUAUUUGAGGAAGUAUAGCCAACGUGGCGGGGUUUUCAAGGCAUGUGCCUCGGCCGUUCCGCAUGAACUAUUUCAUUCUUUAGUAAACAAGCAUAUGUUUUGAACCGUCUUUGUAGUAGCUUCCUCUGCAGGGCAGAAGCAACUGCCGCUGUCCGUAUAUCUUUGAACCUGUCCGAAUUUGACAUGAAAAAACGCACGAGCAUGCUUUUCCAUCAGUGCUGUAGCCAUUGCUCUUCUGCGCAUCAGGUUGUGCUGCCAACUUUUUCAACAUUUUCACGGUGCUCGUAACUACUUUGUAAAUAAAGCAAUUGAAACGUG